Molecule: messenger RNA, 2062 nt
Organism: Pseudoliparis swirei
Lineage: Eukaryota; Metazoa; Chordata; Actinopteri; Perciformes; Liparidae
Gene: mier3b
Product: mesoderm induction early response 1, family member 3 b
Exons: 11
Coding region: 868-2040 (390 amino acids)
Biological process (GO): negative regulation of transcription by RNA polymerase II
Cellular component (GO): nucleoplasm
Molecular function (GO): histone deacetylase binding; transcription corepressor activity
Source: RefSeq, a predicted model, not a curated record
CUUAAAUCGAUAUUUAUAAGUCGUGUGUGUUGUAUUUUAAAUUUCUAUGUUAUCGAUUGAAGACGUGCUAGUUUUUCCCUUCUGUACGGCGUGUUUCAUGUCAUAAUUAUCAUUUUUAUUCCUCUAUAAAAUGCUUGAAUGUCUGGACCGAUCCUGCACGACAAGGCCGCUGCGCCUCGCUCAGCUGCUCCGGCGGAGCGGCUGUGUAAAUUGAUACGUAAAUUCUACGUUAGCUUGCUAGUUGAAGAAAAUAACAUCUCAUAUCGUGUUUGUUGUGAAUGGAAAUGUGUCUUUUCCGGUCGUGCUAAAUUAGCAGAAUAAAUACCGGAGACAUCAUCUCGCUCAGCCGAGUGACAGUUCAAAGCAAACGGAAUGAGUGUUUACAUUUCUCGGCGCAUAACGUGAACGGUAAUCUUUACGGUUAGCUCGCCGGCUAGCAGACUGUAACUGCAGCAGGCAUUGCGUACCCCUCAAGAUAUUACUCUUAUUUAUUUCUGUAUACUUCGACCGUUUCUUACCAAAGGCGUCGUUUUGAUUCCAGGGUUUUAAGAUGCGUUUCGCUCACAGUUGUCCCCGGUUUCUGAGCCUUCAACCACGGCUAACAUUUUAUUAGCCACCUUUUUUGAGGGAACGACAACGUUAGCGGUAACUACACUCUGUGGUCAUCAUACCAAUUAUUAAAGGCCUUUUUUUUUCUUCCGCUUGAUUCGUGGUUAAAGUGCCGGCUUCUCAGUUGAAUCCACGAGUCAACUGUUUCACUCAUUUUAAAGUGUGCUCUGGUUUUUUAUUUUGCAGGCUUCCCUCGGGAGUUCAAGUCCAGUUGGUUCUUUAUCGUCGGAGGACCAUGACUUUGACCCAACAGCAGAAAUGUUAGUUCACGAGUAUGAUGACGAGAGGUCUCUUGAGGAGGAAGAGUCUCAGGAAGGAGGCCGGAAUUUUAGCUCUGAGAUUGCAGAUCUUGAAAAGGAGGGGAACAUGCCUUUGGAGGAGCUGUUGGCCAUCUAUCGCUACGAGGCCUCAGCAGGCUCCAGUAUAGACAGCUCCUCUGGAGAUCUGACUGAUGAGCUGCCUGACAUGACUCUGGACAAGGAGGAAAUUGCCAAAGACCUGCUCUCUGGAGACUAUGAGGAGGAGACCCAGUCCUCAGCUGAUGAUCUGACCCCUUCAGUCACCUCCCAUGAGGCUACCGAUUUCUUUCCUAGAACACUUCGAUCCAACGCCAUCUCUGACGGGGAUAAAGAGUCCGAGUGUGACGAAGAUGGCCCGAGCCCAGAAGACUCCAGAAAGGAGAUAAUGGUGGGAUCACAGUAUCAAGCCGAGGUUCCUUCUGGCCUCUGUCACUACAAAGAUGGGGAGAAAGUUUAUGAGGAUGAAGACGAGUUAUUAUGGAGUCCAUCUAAAUUGCCAGAAAACAAGGUGAAGACUUUCCUGUGUGACGUGUUGUCACGGACGACGAAUGAAAAGACGGGAUGUGACAAACCAUGGCUGCAUGUUCGAGAUGAUGAGCAGGCUCUGUAUGAGCUGGACAAGUGCAACUACAACAUCCGCGAAGCACUAGAGAGACACUGCCUCCGUGUGAAGUCCUCAAAAGAAAAGUCUCCGCCGUGGUCAGAAGAGGAAUGCAAGAGCUUUGAGCACGCACUACAGAUGUAUGACAAGAAUUUUCACCUCAUACAGAAACAUAAAGUCCCAACACGAACAGUAGCUGAAUGUGUGGCGUUUUACUACAUGUGGAAGAAGUCGGAGCGCUUUGACUUCUUUGUGCAGCAGAAUAGAUUUGGGAAGAAAAAGUACAGCAGCUAUCCUGGUGUCACCGACCUGAUGGACAGGCUGGUGGACGAGGCCGAGGGCCUGGCAGUGGAUAGCUCCUCCUCCGUGUGCUCCGGAGCAGGUGGAGGAGGAAGACUGGAGACCACCACAGACCAGCAGCUCAGCCUGCUGAACUCCAUCACCGCCAGCGACCUCACAGGUCAGCGACGGGACUCCAGUUCUGCACACGACAAACUCAUGUCUUACAUUUUAGUGGCUGUGACUUUUUGACUUAUUUCCACUAAACCUUGAC